This is a messenger RNA of Prunus dulcis (almond), 1661 nucleotides long. Its product is annotated as probable xyloglucan galactosyltransferase GT14. The transcript has a single exon. Lineage: Eukaryota; Viridiplantae; Streptophyta; Magnoliopsida; Rosales; Rosaceae. Gene Ontology annotation, molecular function: glycosyltransferase activity. The record is from RefSeq and is a predicted model, not a curated record. The coding region runs from base 76 to 1536 and encodes 486 amino acids.
CUAAUUCGGUGAACCGGUGAUCGGAGACAUUCUAGUCCGGCUGAGAGAGCCUGCUCAUGAUUGAUUGAAGAUCAAAUGGAGAAACCACUUGCCGGAAAGUGCCACAAAGAAGUCUGGUUUGGCAUACUAGUCUCCUUUGUUUUGUGCUUUACCAUUCUUUGCUUUGAUUAUUCAACGUCAAUGUUGGGCGUCUACAAUGGCGUCAAUCUCUUAGUCAGACGUGUUCAUCCAUACAUCACCAGAGAUUCGUGUUACGGACGUUACAUUUAUGUUCAUGAUGAUCUUCCUGCCAAAUUCAACGAUGAUCUCCUCAAAAACUGCCAGAAUCUUACUACAGGGAGCAAGCCUAAGAAUAGUGACACACAAAAUAUGUGUCGUUACAUCGUGAAUUUGGGGCUUGGUCCUGAGAUUGAGGAACCAGAAGGGGUUUUAGCCAACCAGAGUUGGUUCAUCACAAAUCCUUACUUGUUGGAAGUCAUAUUCCACAACAAGAUGAAGCAGUACAAGUGUUUGACAAACAACUCCAAUCAGGCUUCAGCCAUUUAUGUACCAUCCUAUGUUGGCCUUGAUGCCAGCCUCCAUCUGUGGGAUUUUAACCUCACGGUCAGAGACUAUUCAGGGAAAGAUCUCGUGGGAUGGCUUUCGGGCAAGCCCGAAUGGAAGAAAAUGUGGGGGAGAGAUCAUUUCAUGGUUGCUGGGAGGACUUCUUGGGACUUCAGGAGGCAAAAGGAGAAUAGUUCUGAUUGGGGUACUAAUCUCAGGGUUUUGCCGGAGUCCAUGAACAUGAGUAUGUUAUCUGUUGAAGGAAGUCUUUGGAAAAAUGACUUUGCCAUACCAUACCCUACAAAUUUCCAUCCUGCAAAUGACAGUGAUGUGGUUCAAUGGCAGAACAGAGUCAGAAGCCAAAAGAGGCCUUUCUUGUUCACUUUUGUUGGUGCGCCGAGGCCUGACAUGAAAGAUUCAAUCCGGGGCAAGCUUAUUGAUCAGUGCCAGGCUUCAAGCAACUGCAAGUUCUUACAUUGUGGUUCUUCUGGGAUUAAUUGUAACAACCCGGUUACUGUUAUGAGGGUGUUUGAGAGCUCUGUUUAUUGCUUGCAGCCUCCAGGGGAUUCACACACUAGAAGAUCAACUUUCGACUCGUUUCUGGCAGGCUGCAUUCCGGUUUUCUUUCAUCCAGCAACUGCGUAUACGCAGUAUUUGUGGCAUUUACCGGAGAAUCAUACCAAGUAUUCGGUGUUUAUUCCGGUGAAAGAAGUUGAAGAUUUGAAAGAAGGCAUCAUUGAGAAAACUUUGCUUGGAAUUUCAAAGCAUGAGGAAUUGGCCAUGAGAGAGAAGGUUAUAAGGCUAAUACCAAAUCUGGUAUAUGCAGAUCCCAGGUCAAGAUUAGAGACCGAAGACGCAUUCGAUUUAGCUGUACAGGGAAUUCUUGGGAGGAUAGAGAAUGUUAGGGAGGUUAUUAGAGAGAGGAAGGAUCCUAGUAUUGGUUUUGCCGAUGAGGAUAAUUUUAAGUUUACAUUUCCUGAGACGACAGAAUAAACUUGGUAGAUUGUGUUUAGAGAACAAAAAGAGAUAGAAGAAUAUUGCAGGAUAUUGAAAUUCAUCAAACUAUAAUUAUUUCCAUUUGGUUGUAGAAAUAUUAUAUGAGACAAUGCCAGUUUUCA